GUCAGGCGGGAGUCUAUUAUUGUCAUCGAUAGUCAUAUCUAUACGGUUAUGAAAUCGACAGCCCUGGUGCAAAGAAUCUUGUGAGCUGCGGAGCAAGGAAAUUCUGUUGAAUGCAAAGCCGAAAACGCUUUACAGGACAAAGAAAUGAACGUGAACGACGACUCGGACGAGGAUGCUCGCGAGGAGGUGCGUCAGAUAAAGCAUGGCGAGCUGCGUGCGGCGGUCAAUGCUGGAGAUGAACGCACUGUGCGUGUGCUGCUGGAGGCAUUGGGCAGGGAGCGCCAGAUCAUUGUCAAUAUGGCACCAUCCGGCGCCAAUACGCUGCUCUUUCUGGCCAGUCAGUCGGGUUUUGAGAGCAUCACACAACGUUUACUCGAUGCUGGUGCGGAUGGACGCUCCCAUGCGGUCACAAAGUACUCACCACUUUACGCUGCCGUGCACAAUGGACACUAUGGGAUUGCUAAGAUGAUGUUGGAGCGCUUUCCGGAACUGAUACAACAGGCGACAGUUGAACGUUGGUUGCCGUUGCAUGCGGCUUGCAUUAAUGGUCAUAUCAAGCUAUUGGAACUGAUAAUCGGUUAUCAAUAUCCCGACUACCUCUAUCAGACAUAUCGUGAUGAGGAGGGCCAAUGGGAGUGGCGACUGCCCUUCGAUGCGAAUGCCCAGGAUGUAACGGGUCAAACCAGUCUUUACAUUGCCAGUUUGCUGGGCAACAAACAGUUACUUGGAGUACUCCUCAAGUGGACACUGCGUUGUCAUCGCACCCUAGGUGAGGAUGCAGGCAGCUCCACCGCUGGACAAUCUACACCAAUAACGCCAACGAGAAAGCGCAUUUCCUUUGGCAUACAGGCGAUUAUGUCUAAGCUGCACAUAUCCGGCGAGGGGGAGACGUUGGAAGCGCAGUCCUCGCAGGAACAGGAGUCACAACGUUGUCCCAUCCACAUAAAUCUGUUGUGUGGUGCAGCUCGGGAGACAGCGCUGCUGGCUGCGGUGCGUGGUGGACACUUGGAUGUGGCACAGGCGUUGCUACAACACGGUGCGAACCCUAAUAUUGUGGCCAAACCUGUGGAGGAUCACAAUGAUCCCAAGUGCAGCGAAGAAAUCUAUGGCUUAAGCAAUGUUCCCAUUGCCGAGGCCUGCAAACAACGCUCCCUGCCCAUGCUGGAUCUGCUGCUCAAGUUUGGAGCACGCGAUGAUAAUGGCACCGCAAUAAGUGUCGCAAUUGCUAGCGAGGAUGAGACUUUACUCAGCCGUCUGCUGGCUAGACGUGUGCAUCCCGACUCAGAUUAUAAGAUUAAUAAGAAGGGUCUGCCCACACCACUGGAGGUGAAUGUAUUUCUGCCCUCUGCCAGCAAUAUAUCCUACAGCGCCAUGUUUCCCAAUGUGCCGACUAUUAUCGAUUGGCACAGUCUCAGCAUGAACGUGCAACUCCCCUUUGUGCGCUGUUCCUGGUUGGUGAGCGGUGUGCUCCAACUGAAUCCCAAACUGAUGGCGCAUCCCAGGCUCAACGAGGUGGCACUUACUGCGAUAACACGCAUAGACUUCUCGCACAAUGUGCUAAGCAACAUUCCGCCGGAACUCUUCAAUCUCGUCAGCCUCAAAUAUCUCAAUAUUGCUCAGAACAAGAUCACAGAGCUGCCUGCUCCACUGGGAAAGACCUACAAUUGCCCGGUGCUGGACGAGCUCUUUCUGCAGGACAAUCAGUUGACUAGUCUACCGGCGGCAAUCUUUCAGUUGCCCGCCUUGACCAUCUUGGACAUCUCGAACAAUAAGUUGCAACAGUUGCCAUUUGAUAUGUGGCGUGCUCCCAAGUUGCGUGAACUGAAUGUCGCCUUCAAUCUGCUGCGUGAGCUGCCUGUGCCGCCCAUGCAAACAAGUGGAUCGCUGCUGAGUCUGGACAAGCUACAGUUGCUGCAAUCCUGCGAUGAACCGUCCUCGAACAAACCGCAUACACUCUGCCAGCAAACCUUAACACAUCGCAAUCUUUGGUCAACGGCAUUGGAUAUAACGGACAAUGAUGUAAAGUGGCAGCAGGAUCAGGAGCAGGAGCAGGAACAAGCUGUUGCCGAGGGCAAAGCUCCACAUGGCGCCUCACAGCUGAGCAGUCUCAAUAUAGCCAACAAUUUGUUUACGAGUAUUCCAGCUGCUUUGCCCUGUCUGGCGGUUAACUUGACCCGCUUGAACAUGUCCUACAAUAGUCUGAGAUCAAUGGGUCAUGUGACCAGCUAUCCAGCCACAUUGAAGCAGCUGGAUUUGAGCCAUAAUGAGAUCUCUUGUUGGCCCAGUUUGCCGCGCAUUACGGAUUCCGAUCCGAAUUUAUUGUGCUACAGCUAUGUCCAGCAGCCAGAUGGCAUUGAUGAGCCCAUUUAUAAAGCAUCGAAGGGCAGCAGCUGCUCCUUUCGUGCCUCGGUGCUGAAGAGCGUCUGCCGGCACAGGCGUCACCUGCGUCUGGAGGCGCUGCGCACUCUCAUCCUGGCCGAUAACCUCUUGACACGCAUUCAGUUAUCCACAGAUGAUGCCACGACGCUGUUCAAUGAGAGCGAGGAUGCGGAUUGGAGUGUUGUGGGUGUCAACAAAUCGAAAGUAAUAUUUCCCAAUCUCUCCAUGCUGGACAUGACCAACAAUUGCCUGAAGGAAAUACCAGCAUCUCUGCAUGAACUGAGCAGUUUGUCCGUUUUGAAUAUCAGUGGAAAUGUGCAGAUUACGGACUUGCCGCCACAUCUGGGAUUACUUUCCAGACUGUGGAAUCUGAACACACGUGGUUGUCUGCUGCAGGAGCCACUGCGUUCCAUGAUUGAGAGCAAGAAGCACAAGACAAUGGACAUUGUGGGUUAUCUCAAGUCCAUCUACGAGGAUGCACAACCUUAUGCGAGAAUGAAACUAAUGGUAGUUGGAUCUUGUGGCAUUGGGAAAACUACACUGCUGGAUCUGUUGCGUCAAGGCGCCGGCGGCGGUGGCUCCAGUGGCUCCAGUUCGCAUCGUUCCAGGGCUAAUGAGAAUCAUUGGGCCAAGCGCAUGGGACAUUCAAGGAGCUCUUCACGUUCCCAGCGACGGACGAACAUCUCAACCGUUGGCGUUGACAUCGGCACCUGGAUUUGUGAGAAGCGUAAACGGGCCACGGGCUGCCAGGCGAUUGUCUUUCGCACCUGGGAUUUUGGUGGUCAGAAGGAGUACUAUGCCACACAUCAGUAUUUUCUAUCCAAACGCAGCCUGUAUCUGGUGCUCUGGCGGAUCAGUGAUGGUCACAAGGGGUUGGCCGAACUGCUGCAGUGGCUGGGCAAUAUUCAGGCACGUGCUCCCAAUUCUCCUGUUUUAAUUGUGGGCACACACUUUGACACCGUUGGCGAGUCCAUCUCCGCACAGCAGGCGGAGCAGCUGCAGCAACUUAUACGUGAGAAGUUCAUUGCCAUUCCGGAUGCUGAGAAGAUUGGACUGCCGCGAGUCAUUGACUCCAUUGAGAUAAGCUGUCGAACUCUGCACAACAUCCAUUUGCUGGCCAACAUCAUUUACGACACGGCCAUGCAGCUGCGCUCGCCGGGAUCAAAGGAGCCUCUGCUGCUGCAGAAGAUUCCCGCCAGCUACAUUGCACUCGAGGAUAUUGUGAAUGUGAUUGCUUGUAACUUGCGUGCAGCCGGUCGUGAUCCUGUUUUGGAUGCAGAGCAGUAUCGCUGUCUGGUCACAGAGCAGAUGCGUCUGCAUAAUUACAAGAGCUUCCGCGAUGCAGCCGAGUUGCAACAGGCGACCACUUGGUGUCACGACAAUGGUAUCCUCUUGCACUAUGACGAUGCUACUUUAAGGGAUUACUAUUUCCUUGAUCCGCAAUGGCUGUGCGAUAUGUUGGCGCAUGUGGUGACUGUGCGGGAGAUAAAUCCAUUUGCACCAACCGGCGUCAUGAAGCUGGACGAUCUGCAGUUGCUCUUUCGCAGUGUGCAUGCCCAGGCAAAUGGAAAUCGCAGCUACAUUGUCAGUUUGCUGAACAAGUUCGAGGUGGCGUUGACAUGGGAUUCCCGCACGCUGUUAAUACCAUCACUGUUACCUCUACAAGAGGCAAACUCCUAUAAUGAAGGCACCACAGUUAAAUUGCUACAACGCGUUCGAGGACGUAAUCACAAUUUGGGCUGUUCUGUUUCUCAGGACUUGAAUCUGAAUAAACUGAUCUAUGAGCAUCAUACGCCACGUACUCCAACGUCAAGUGCAGCAUCGGCCAGUCAGGGAUUGCGUCGCAUGUUGUUGAUGACAUACUUUCCCUCUGGCUUCUGGUCGAGACUCAUCACACGUGUCUUGGCUGACGAACAAAUCAUUGAGGCCAUUCGAGGUGUCUAUGUAGCCGCACAAGAUAAAUAUUUGGACUUUGAUUUGCGCAGUUCGUUGGAGCAGGAUACACAGUGGAAUCUCUGGCAAACGGGCGUGGCACUUUAUUAUGGUCCUAUACUGAUCUUUCGCAUUUGGGAGGUGCCUUUCCAAAGCACUGAACGCACACAGCCCUUUCGUACAGCCAGCAAUCGAUUUAAGCUUAAGUUGGACGGUACUUGGAGCGAUGUGAAUCUUUGCUCCUCCAGCAUUUUGGACGUUUACUUUCCAUUGUUUGACGUGAGCAUAUAUCAAGAGCUAGAUGCCGGAGAACGACAGCUAUUGGCAGAGCUGCAGCCUCACAUGUCCCAAGUGGCCAAGUUGUUGGCACUGGUAGUUGAUCACAUCGAUCUACUGCUGGAGGAUUGGUAUCCAGCGUUGGGCACACGUUUUGUACACACAUCCGAGGGUCGUUUCUUGAUCACGCGCCUGGUUCUUUGUCCGCGCUGUCUGAGGAAGCUGCAGCUGCAGAACGCCACAGAUCCCUUGGAGCGGGAACCCAAUUUUAAUGGGAAUCGUCCGAGUCGCAGCAGCAAACGUGGCGCCUUCUUUCUCCAUGGAGCUGGUGAUCCUGGCGACGAUGGGGCUUUGAAUGUCUUCUCAGCGUAUCUGAAUGCAACUGCAAGUCGGGAAAGACGCUCCGCGGACUCACUGGGAGCUGGCUCAGAUGCGGAUUCAGGUGUUGGCCCUGAUUCGGCGUUCUCCUCGCGCAACACCUCCGUGGAUGGCCAUCCUGCAUAUGCAACCCAUCAUUUGCCAGAUAACUCCAAUGUCUGCUAUGCUUGGAUGGUUGAGGAGUGCAUUUUAUCGGUCUACAAUCAGAGCAAACUCAGCUGCCCUGUGCAUCUGGAGCAAUCCAUGGCCCAGCUGGCGCCAGAUGUGAUUUUUGCAGAUAUUCCCGACAAGCAUACAAUUGCCACGGAGUGUAUUAAGAAGGGUUCACUGCUGGGACGCGGUGCCUUUGGAUUUGUCUUCAAAGCCAGCUGCAAGUUGCGCGGUGCUCGAGCUUUUCGCUCGGUGGCCAUGAAAAUGCUGCAGCCGGUGCCGCCAGGAGCACGAGCCAAGGAGAGCGCUUUGAUGGCCUAUAAGGUGGCUUUGGGCAAAUGGGAUCGCGAUCCUUUGCAGCAUUCUUGCAAGGCUUAUUGCACCGCUAGACAGGAGCUUGCCGUGCUCUUAACUCUGAAGCAUCCCAACAUUGUGCCCCUGGUAGGCAUUUGCAUUAAGCCACUCGCUUUGGUGCUGGAACUGGCCCCAUUGGGCGGACUCGACGCUCUCUUGCGGCAAUAUAGACGCAGUGGUGCCCACAUGGGUCCACAUACGUUUCAAAUGCUGGUGGUGCAGGCAGCGCGUGCUAUAGAGUAUCUACAUCGUCGUCGCAUUAUAUACCGCGAUUUGAAAUCGGAAAACGUGCUCGUCUGGGAGCUUCCACAGCCACACAGUGAGGAUUCUCCGCGGAAUCAGGUGCACAUUAAAAUUGCUGAUUAUGGCAUCAGUCGACAGACGGCAGCGGGUUUGAGUGCCAAGGGUUUUGGUGGCACUGAGGGCUUCAUGGCUCCAGAGAUUAUACGCUUCAACGGCGAAGAGGAGUACACGGAAAAGGUGGACUGUUUUUCCUUUGGCAUGUUUAUCUAUGAAAAUAUUAGUCUGCGUCAGCCUUUUGAGGGUCACGAAUCCAUCAAGGAAUGCAUACUCGAAGGCAGUCGUCCUGCGUUGACACAACGUGAAACACAGUUUCCAACCUGUUGCCUGGAUCUUAUGGUACUCUGUUGGCACGAACAGCCGCGUCGUCGUCCAUCUGCUAGUCAAAUCGUGUCCAUACUCAGUGCCCCGGAGUGUAUUCAUCUGCUGGAUGUGGUGGCUUUGCCGCACAGCGAUAAGAUUGUGUGUGGCGCCUUUCAGCUGCUAUUGGGCGGCCUGGAGGAGGAUCGUUCUGGGCUGGAGUUGUGGCUGCCAGCCUUUGGCUCACGCAUCGAUAUAUUGGACGUUUCGCCCACUGGCAGCUUGUUGCAGUGCAGCAGCCUUAGUUGUGCUCCCCAGCCACAAAUGGUGGCGCCCAAAACACCCGAAAAUAGUGCAACGUCACGUGCUCGCUCUGCACAGCGUAUUCCCAAGGUGAAUAUGCAGUGUUGUUGUCUGGUGGGUGAGGCCAUUUGGAUGGGCGAUGUGUCGGGCAAUCUGCAUGCUUACAGCACAACAAGCUAUGCCCAUUUGUUUUCCUAUAUGCUUGAUCCAGCCAUCAAAUCGGCUGUGGUAAGUCUGGUUUAUAUGGAGGGAAUUGCACGAGUUGCCGUCGGAUUGCACAAUGGUCGAGUAUUUCUGGUGGAUGCCAGUCGGAUGCCAAGUAAUUGCGCUUUUGCCGAGGGCUCCUUUGUGCUCACCGAGAUUUGUUCCGGUUUUGUGCUGCACGCCGCCUGCUCAGUGCUCAUUGAUGGCAUCUAUGAGCUUUGGUGCGGCGAGAUUGCUGGUAAAAUUAACGUAUUUCCGGUGAACGAGUCGGGUGUAUGCGGUCAUCAGGCUUUGUGUCACAGCGAGGAGCCCAAUCUCAUUGAGGAUGUCAAAGUGUCACGCUUGUGCAGCAAUGAUAGCCAUGUCUUUAGCUGUCUCUAUCCCGGUUGCAUGGUCUAUCAAUGGGGAGCAUCCUCAAAGCGUAUUGAAAACAAAUUGGACUGUUCCAAGCUAUUGCCCUGCUCCGAAUCACUUCAGAGCAUUGCCAUUGAUGAGCAUGUUAAUCUAAUUAAAUGCCAAAUCUCGGCAUUGGCGGCACACAACACGGAGCUUUACAUUGGCACCACUUGGGGUUGCCUCAUUGUGGCAGAGUUGCAGACGCUGCGUCCAAUUAGCGUCUUUCGCCCGUACGAAAAUGAGAUUAAGGCUAUCAUAACCAUGCGCAGUGCUAGCGUGCCUUUGAUUGCCACACUUGGAAGAAGAUAUCGCUCGUUAAUAUCCCGUUAUGUGGACACCGCCGAGAACUCAUCAAAUCCGACGGGUUCUAUGGCGAACACACCCACACAUGGUGCCGCCAAAUCUGUACCUCCAGCGGAUGUGGAUAAUCACAUACAUUGUCUGCUUUGGCGAGCCAGACACUGGACCUAAAACGGAUCUCAAUUUAAUCUAAAUGUUUAAUAUUGUUAAGCAAAAAUAUUUAUUACUCAACCAAAUCUUCUAUUUAUGCAAUAAGAAAAAUUUGUUAAUUUGUAGUUCUACCUCUGCGGGAGUGGUCGUAAAAUUCCUUAUGGUGCUUUUAGAAGUCGAGCACAAAGCUAUUAACAACUAAGCAGAUUGCGUAUAGCAAAUGUUUAAGGCUAUUUUACAUAAUUUGAUGUAGUAUUUUUAAAGUAUUCUAACUAAUUUUUGAUGCAGUUUUACUGUAAGUUUAUUAAGCAUUCCAUUUCAAAGAACAAACUUUUAAUAAAAAUGACAAUUUUCAAUUUAA
Molecule: messenger RNA, 7783 nt
Organism: Drosophila innubila
Lineage: Eukaryota; Metazoa; Arthropoda; Insecta; Diptera; Drosophilidae
Gene: Lrrk
Product: leucine-rich repeat serine/threonine-protein kinase 1
Exons: 13
Coding region: 145-7443 (2432 amino acids)
Biological process (GO): protein phosphorylation
Molecular function (GO): protein binding; ATP binding; protein kinase activity
Source: RefSeq, a predicted model, not a curated record